GCGGAGGGAGCUGUGGGCGGGUUGAGGGUGUUUGCGUUGCCGUAGAGAUUUAGGUAGCGGCAUAUCCCGUGGGGAGCGAUAUCGCAUCGCCUAUUAGGAGGCGUGGCGAUCAUGGCCCAGCCGGUGCCAGAGCACAUCAGCUUCCCGGCGGAGGAGGAGAAGAUCCUCGCGCUGUGGAAGGAAAUCGACGCCUUCCAGACCUGCCUGCGCCAGUCCAAGGGGCGGCCGCGCUUCUCUUUUUACGACGGGCCGCCGUUCGCCACCGGCCUGCCGCACUAUGGCCACAUCCUGGCCGGCACCAUCAAGGACAUCGUGACGCGCCAUGCCCACCAAAGUGGCUUUCAUGUGGAGCGCCGCUUUGGCUGGGACUGUCACGGCCUGCCCGUGGAGUACGAGAUCGACAAGACGCUGGGCAUCCGCGGCCCGGACGACGUGGCCAAGAUGGGCAUCGACCGGUACAACGCCGAGUGUCGCAAGAUCGUGAUGCGCUACUCUCACGAGUGGGAGACGGGCGUCGGCAGGAUGGGGCGCUGGAUCGACUUCCGUAACGACUACAAGACGCUGUACCCGUGGUUCAUGGAGAGCAUCUGGUGGGUGUUCAAGGAGCUGUACAGCAAGGGCCUGGUGUACCGCGGCUUCAAGGUGAUGCCGUUCUCCACCGGCUGCAACACGCCGCUGUCCAACUUCGAGUCGGGCCAGAACUACAAGGACGUGGUCGACCCGGCAGUGAUCGUGAGCUUCCCACUGGACGACGAGCCGGACGUCAGCAUGGUGGCCUGGACCACCACGCCCUGGACGCUGCCCAGCAACCUGGCCCUCUGUGUCAACCCCAACAUGACCUACGUCCAGGUCCAAGAGAAAGAGUCUGGAAAGAAGUACAUAAUGAUGGAAGCACGACUGAUGUCGCUAUUCAAGUCGGAGGAGGAGUAUACUGUGCUGAAGAAGAUGAAGGGUGCAGAGCUAAAGGGCAGGGCCUACAAGCCACUGUUUCCGUACUUUGCCAAGAUGAAGUCGUCGGGCGCCUUCCGCGUGCUAACGGACGGCUACGUGACGGAGGAGUCUGGCACGGGUGUGGUGCACCAGGCUCCCUUCUUCGGCGAGGACGACUACCGCGUCUGCCUGGCGGCCGGCGUCAUCACCAAGGGCAUGGACAUGGUCUGCCCGGUGGACGCAAGCGGCAAGUUCACCGACCAGGUCUCCCACUUCAAGGGCCAGUACGUCAAGGACGCCGACAAGCCGAUCAUGAAGCACCUGAAGGAGGCCGGCCGCCUGGUCAACGCCAGCACCUGCAAACACAGCUACCCGUUCUGCUGGCGUUCCGACACGCCGCUCAUCUACAAGGCGGUGCCGUCCUGGUUCGUGCGCGUGGAGCACAUGACGUCCCAGCUGCUGGCCAACAACAGCCAGACGUACUGGGUGCCCGACUUCGUGAAGGAGAAACGCUUCGGCAACUGGCUCCGGGACGCCCGCGACUGGGCCGUCUCGCGCAACCGCUACUGGGGCACGCCGAUCCCGCUGUGGGUGUCGGACGACCUGGAGGAGGUGGUGUGCGUGGGCAGCAUCGCCGAGCUGCAGCAGCUGACCGGCGCCACCGUCGACGAUCUCCACCGAGAGACGGUGGACGGGCUGACCAUCCCUUCGCGGCGGCCGGGCCAACCGCCGCUGCGCCGCGUCUCGGAGGUGUUCGACUGCUGGUUCGAGUCCGGCUCCAUGCCGUACGCGCAGGCGCACUACCCGUUCGAGAACCGGCGCCAGUUCGAGGACUCGUUCCCCGCCGACUUCGUGGCCGAGGGCAUCGACCAGACACGCGGCUGGUUCUACACGCUGCUGGUGCUGUCCACCGCGCUGUUCGGCAAGCCGCCAUUCAAGAACCUCAUCGCCAACGGCAUGGUGCUGGCUGCCGACGGCCAGAAGAUGUCCAAGCGCAAGAAAAACUACCCGGACCCCAUGCUGAUCGCGGACCGGUACGGUGCCGACGCGCUGCGCCUGUACCUCAUCAACUCGCCGGUGGUGCGCGGGGAGAGCCUGCGCUUCAAGGAGGAGGGCGUGCGCGACGUGCUCAAGGACGUGUUCCUGCCCUGGUACAACGCGUACCGUUUCCUCGUGCAGAACGUGCACGGCUUCGAGAAGGAGGUUGGGGAGAAGUUUGUGUAUGACGAGGCCAAUGUGUCUCCCUCUACCAACCUGAUGGACCGCUGGAUCGUCUCCUUCACCCAGUCGCUGCUGCUGUUCGUCAAAAAGGAGAUGGCGGCCUACCGGCUGUACACGGUGGUGCCGCGACUGGUGAAGUUUGUCGACAACCUCACCAACUGGUACGUCAGGAUGAACCGCAAGCGCCUGAAGGGCGAGGGCGGCGCGGACGACUGCCGGGACGCGCUCAACACGCUGUUCUCGGUGCUGUUCUCCAUGUGCCGCGUCAUGGCGCCCUUCACGCCGUUCCUGACGGAGACCAUGUACCAGAACCUGCGCCAUCUCAGCAGCAGCGCCGAGGUGGCGUCCGUGCACUACCUGUCGCUGCCGGAGCCGCGCCAGGAGCUGAUCGACGCCGUCAUCGAGCGCUCCGUCAGCCGGAUGCAGGCCACCAUCGAGCUGGGCCGCAUCAUCCGCGACAGGAAGACCAUGCCAGUCAAGUAUCCGCUGCCGGAGGUGGUGGUGAUCCACACCGACUCGUCCGUGCUGGACGAGCUGGAGCCGCUCACCGGCUACGUGCUGGACGAGCUGAACGUGCGCACCGUGACGCGCACCAGCGACAAGGUCAAGUACGGCGUGCAGCUGCGCGCCGAGCCCAACCACCGCACCCUCGGCGCGCGCUGCAAGGGCGACUUCAAGGCCGUGAUGGCUGAUGUCAAGGCACUCGACGACGCGGCGCUGCAGCAGUUCCUGGCGGGCGGCUCGCUGACGCUGCGCGGCCAUCAGCUCACUCCCGAUGACGUGCACGUGCGCUACAGCGUCGGCAACGACGGCCCGGCUCUCAGCCAGUACGAGGCCCACUCGGACAACGACAUUCUCGUGCUGGUGGACACCACGCCCGACCAGUCGAUGCUGGACGAGGGCGUCGCCCGCGAGAUCAUCAACCGAGUCCAGAAACUGCGCAAGAAGGCCUCGCUGGUGCCGACCGACGAGAUCACCGUGUACCAGGCCGUGGCGCCGGCCGGGUCGGCCCUGGCCCGCGUGGCCGCCUCCCACCAGGAGUACAUCGAGGCGGCGCUGAAGGCGCCGUUCCGGCCGCUGGCGUCGCGCGCCGGCCGCACCAUCAUCGAGGAAACGGCAGACGUGAAGGGUGCGAAGCUGACGGUGGCGCUGGCGGCCGGCUUCUGCGCGGACUGGACGGCGCAGUCGGCGGCCGAGGCGACCGCCAACGGGGACAAGGUCCAGCCGUUCUGCAGGUACGUGAAUCUGGAGCUGAUGGACGCCGAGCCGGCGAACGGCGCGCGCUCCGCCCGCGCCGCCCUGCUGCUGGAGAACCCGGCCGGCCAGAACCAGCUCAGCGUGGCGCAGCUGCACACGGAGGCGCAGCUGGUGUUCGGCCAGCAGCGGCGCAAGGUGUUCAUAUACGACGGCCCGGACGCGACGCAAGAGGUGGCGGCGCCGGCCGAGCUGGCUGGCCGCACGCUCUACGUGUACACGCGGCCCGACCUGCGGCAGGGGGCGGCCUCCAGUCCGGCCCGAGCGGCCGUCCACACCAGGUUUGUGAACCUGCAGAACGGCGUGUGGCGGGCCACGCUGCUGCUGGAGAACCCGCACGGAAGCUUCAUGUUGGACUGGACGGCGCUGCGCCGGCGCGCCGCCCAGCUGAUGGCGCUCGACUCGCCCGAUGACGUCGUCCUCAGCCAAUCGGAGGGCGGCGCGCCGCUGGCCGCCGGCGGUGACGUGGCAGCGCUGGCCGGCUCGACGCUGCACGUGCGCCGGCGAUAGUGCAGCGCCGUGGGCUGUGGAGCCCCGACGCCCAGUGUGCUACGGCUAGGUUAUGUCGGAUCGGCUGGACAGGACCGUGGCGUUCUGUCCCGCGCUGGCGCUGGAGGGGAGACGUUUGCCUAGGUGCCGGUUGCUGGUGUGGUGGGUGAAGCAUCGCGUUCGUUCUGUUGCGUUGUUGGGGGAUCGGACGUCUUUCGGUUGUGUCCUCGUGCGUCGUUUUGUGCGGACGGUCAGCAUUCGCGUGCAGAUACGCUCAGACAUAAUACACAGCCGAACGACGACUUCUCA
Molecule: messenger RNA, 4203 nt
Organism: Pollicipes pollicipes
Lineage: Eukaryota; Metazoa; Arthropoda; Thecostraca; Pollicipedomorpha; Pollicipedidae
Product: isoleucine--tRNA ligase, cytoplasmic-like
Exons: 24
Coding region: 112-3915 (1267 amino acids)
Biological process (GO): isoleucyl-tRNA aminoacylation
Molecular function (GO): isoleucine-tRNA ligase activity; aminoacyl-tRNA deacylase activity; tRNA binding
Source: RefSeq, a predicted model, not a curated record